This is a messenger RNA of Aspergillus steynii IBT 23096, 1186 nucleotides long. RefSeq names its product RNA-binding protein. The coding region runs from base 130 to 1041 and encodes 303 amino acids. Gene Ontology annotation, molecular function: RNA binding. The record is from RefSeq and is a predicted model, not a curated record. Lineage: Eukaryota; Fungi; Ascomycota; Eurotiomycetes; Eurotiales; Aspergillaceae. The transcript has a single exon.
CUUGCACAUCACUCGACUUUUAUUUCUACUUUUUAUACGUUAUCUUCUUUUUUAUUUCAAACUUUUUCGCUCAUUUGCGGCUCCUCGACUGUCGUCAUCUACUCUACUCCGUAUCGUCAGCUAUACACAAUGAGCGACAAGAAGCGCAAGAACGACCCCGAGGAGGCCGUCCAGCCUGAGGGCAAGAAGGCGAGAAAGGAAGAAAAGAAGGAGAAGAAAGAGAAGAAGGAGCGCAAGGAGAAGGCGCAGGAUGUCGUUGAGGAAGUGAAGGAGGAGAAGAAGGAGAAGAAAGAAAAGAAAGACAAGAAGGAGAAAAAAGAGAAGAAGGUGAAGGCUGAGGAGCAGGAGGAGCAGGAGCCGGAGCCGAAGGAGGAGAAGGCGGAAAAGAAAGCGAAGAAGGAGAAAAAAGAGAAGAAAGACAAGAAAGAGAAGAAGGAAAAGCGCGACGUGAACGGCUCCGAAGAGCAGCAGCAAGAAGCCCCCGACGCGGACGCAAUGGACGUUGACGAGCAACAAGAACAACCGGCCAAGGAGAAGAAGUCGAAGAAGGACAAGAAAUCGAAAAAGGAGAAGAAGGAAAAGACCUCCGACGAGCAGGAACAAGAAGAGCCGACGGCUGGAUCGCAACCCGCUGAGAAGCAGAACCGAUUCAUUGUCUUCGUUGGUAGGUCUACCAAUAUUCAAAACACUGUCGCAAUCCAUGUCUUACCCUCUAACUUCUUCCCAGGAAACCUCCCCUACUCGGCCAACGCGGAGUCCCUGAAGAACCAUUUCGCGAAGAACCCGCCCGCCUCGGUGCGCGUGGCCACGGAGAAAGAGAAGCCCACCAAGUGUCGCGGCUUCGGCUUUAUCGAGUUCGACCAUUUCGAUCGCAUGAAGACCUGUCUGAAACUGUACCAUCACUCUAUGUUCGACGACGGAAAGUACCCGCCUCGACGGAUCAAUGUUGAACUGACGUACGUCCUCCCCUCUGCCUUUCCUUUCCGUUUAUACCUUUUCGGUUGCAUUGCAUACCCUUACGGUGUCACCGGUCCAAUUUAAUCCCCCACUAACGCACAACGUCUUUCCUGCAGGGCCGGCGGCGGAGGUAAAUCGAACCACCGCAAAGCCAAGAUCGAAGCCAAGAACAAGAAGCUGGCCGAGGAGCGCCAAAACAGCCUGCACAAGGAGAAGGAGCGCAAGACGC